Messenger RNA from Physella acuta, 6174 nucleotides. RefSeq names its product importin subunit alpha-7. The record is from RefSeq and is a predicted model, not a curated record. Gene Ontology annotation, cellular component: cytoplasm. NCBI's taxonomy places the organism in Eukaryota, Metazoa, Mollusca, Gastropoda, Physidae. Gene Ontology annotation, biological process: protein import into nucleus. Gene Ontology annotation, molecular function: protein binding; nuclear import signal receptor activity.
UCUCGCGACCUUCGAGAAAUAAUAAAAAUAUUUUUAAAUACAAUGAAAUAAUAAUUUUGUGAAUAUAUGUUAAAAUGUAUGGAAAUUCUGAAAUUAGAAAUAAAAAUAAUCAGUAAUAUAUAUUGACAAAAUAACGGUAUCAACAAUAAUUUGUUCGGGUUGUCGCACAUGGCUAACUUCCUGUCAAUGUCAGUCAUAUUAUAAAGUAUAUUAUAUUACACAGUUAAAAUAGGCAAACAGCCUGAAAGAAAACCAAAGUUCAAUAAAUACUCAUACUUUUCGCUAAUACUUGAUAUCCCAUAUUGUCAUCUCAGUGAUACAACCAUUAAUGCCAUCAGCGAUGUCUGACGCACCAGGCCCAGCCAAUCACAGACUAAAAUCUUACAAAAACAAAGCAUUAGAUUCUCAAGAACUCAGGAGGCGGCGUGAGGAAGAAGGAAUUCAGCUUAGAAAGCAAAAGCGAGAAGAGCAGAUUUUUAAAAGAAGAAAUGUUGCAGUACCUGCUGGAGAUGAAAUUGGGCCUGGGGCGGAUUUACAAGAUUCUAUGGUUUCCUCUACUGGAGGAAUUAGCCCAGAGAUGGUACAAGCACUCUACAGUGAAGAGUUAGAAGAACAAGAGUUGGCUACACAAAAGUUUCGUAAACUCUUAUCUCGAGAGCCUAAUCCACCAAUAGAUGAAGUCAUACAGACAGGCAUCAUCCCCAGAUUUGUUGAAUUUUUACAGCGUGACAACAGCUGGUCGUUACAGUUUGAAGCUGCAUGGGCCCUAACAAACAUCGCAUCAGGAACAUCACUUCAAACACGGAUGGUUAUUAGUGCAGGAGCUGUUCCUAUUUUUAUUCGACUUCUCAAUUCAGACAUUGAGGAUGUUCAAGAACAGGCUGUUUGGGCAUUGGGUAACAUAGCUGGAGAUAGUCCUGAAUGCAGAGAUUAUGUAUUAAAUGAGGGAAUCCUUGUUCCUCUGUUACAUUUGCUGAGCAAAUGUGCAAGCUUAUCCAUGACAAGAAAUGCAGUGUGGUGUCUCUCAAACUUGUGCAGGGGGAAGAACCCUCCACCUGAUUUCAAUAAGGUUUGUCCUGCACUGCCUGUUCUUGCCAGACUACUUUACCAUACUGAUAAAGAUGUUUUGGCAGAUGCCUGCUGGGCUCUGUCCUAUUUAUCUGAUGGUCCUAAUGAGAAAAUACAGUCAGUUAUAGAUUCUGGAGUCUGUAGGAGGCUUGUUGAACUCUUGAUGCACAAUCACCAAAGUGUUGUGGCUGCUGCCCUCAGGGUAGUGGGUAACAUAGUGACAGGUGAUGAUUGUCAAACACAGGUGAUCAUUAAUUGCUCCUCUUUACCGUGUUUGUUGCAUUUACUGGGCAGUUCUAAAGAAUCUAUACGUAAAGAAGCCUGCUGGACUAUCUCAAACAUUACUGCUGGUAACCGGCAACAGAUUCAGAAUGUUAUAGACUGUAAUAUAUUCCCUGUUUUAAUUGAUAUACUGGGUAAGGCUGAAUUUAAAACAAGAAAGGAAGCUGCUUGGGCUAUAGCUAAUGCCACAUCUGGAGGCUCCCCAGAACAAAUCAGAUUUUUAGUAGAUCAGAACUGUAUCCCACCUCUGUGUGACUUGCUAACUGUAAUGGACAGUAAGAUUGUGCAAGUGGCGCUAAAUGGUCUGGAAAACAUCCUUAGACUGGGUGAAGCAGAUGCUAAACAGGGAAAUGGAAUAAAUCCUUUUGCAGUUCUUAUUGAGGAAUGCUAUGGUCUCGAUAAAAUUGAGUUUCUCCAAAGCCACGAGAAUCGUGAAAUUUAUCAGAAAGCUUUUGAUAUCAUUGAGCGCUACUUUGGCACAGAAGAAGAAGACAAAGCAUUGGCCCCACAAAUGGACCAGGCCUCUCAGCAGUAUCAGUUUUCUGGAGACACAAGUACCCCCAUGGGUGGCUUUCAGUUUUGAUAUGCAGCUAAACAUAGUCACUAUAUCUUUUGGUUUUACUAUAUGUAAGUUUAAUAGUCUAAAAUAGUUUGUACAAAGCCUUAAAAGUAGCUCUGUGUUCUCUCAGUGCGUGUUUAUUAAAACAAUAUUUUUUUUUUUUAAAGUAUCUCAGUACAGUUUCUUAUUAUUGUUCUCGUUGGUGUUAGCUAGUUCAGUUAAAAAAUGUUUCAUAUUCUUAAUUUUAUAAUUAUUAAAUAUAUAAAUCUAUAUUCUAAAACUGAUAAAUGUGUGAACAUAGUGAUUUGCCAACACUGAUAUGUAGCUGUGCUCAAGAGACUGGAAUGCUUCAGUGUCCAUUAACUAGAGCUGUCAACUAACAUUGUUCUCUUACUAGAGAGUUGUUUUUGCAUGCUAAUUUGACUGGUUAGUUUGUAAAGUUAGCAUUUUCAAACUUUUUAAACAGCUCAGCAUGAACAUAAAAAUUCACCACCAUUAGAUUUAAUCCUGACUAGCCAGCUACAAAAAGGACUGAUUUUUCUCGGGCAAAGCUACAAGUUCUAAAAAAAAAUUCAAGUCAAUUUACAAAGUCAACGUUCAAAAUUUUUCAUUUUUUGAAUCAAUAGUUAAAAUUUUGAUUGGUUUUCUUUAAAGUUUUUUUUAACUUAUUGGUCAAGCAUCAUUUGUUGACUUUGCAAAAUUAACAUUGCAAAUAAAAAACACUAUAUUCACAACUUAUGUACAGAGCUUAGGUACAAUGUGCAGAUAUGCAGACAAGUUGACUUUUUAUAGUAACGCUAUCAGUAUUUAACGGAUGUAAAUCAACUCCUUGUAUCUGCAGACUUGAUGUAUGCAUAUUUUCUCAUUGUACCAAAGAUCAAUAUGAACCCCCAUGUUCAAAGAAUCUUCAAGCUACUCACAGUUCUAGGGGAAAAAAUAUUUUUCAAAUCCUCAAAUGCCAAAAUUUUCCACACUGACUUUCUAAAUUUGUUUUCUUAAAGAACCAUUCGUCAGAGUUUUAACUUGUAAUUUUAAUCUAUGCCAAUAGCUUUUAUAUUCAUUUUUUUCACCUAGAACUGUGGAAGCACUAAAGAAACCAUAUGGUUUCUUCUUGCAACAUACGCCCUGCCAUACUGUGAGGAAAACUGAAGUGCACUUAAUAUCAUUCAUUUUAUUUGGUAAUACGUGCAUCUGCAACUUUUUGAAUCAAUUUUGAGCAACCAAAAUUUCUUUUGUUGAAAAGUUAAGCAAUUCAAAUUGUGUUGGCAAGUUCCAGUUAGAAGUUGAGGACUAGUAAAAAGAUGUUUUUCUUUUUUUUUUUUUUACUGUUGCCAUGAGUCAGAUGCGUACCUGUUUAGUAAUAAAGAUCUGAAUGAUGUUGAUGUAAAUCAAUCCUAAAGACUGCUUUAGAGUUGUGAGGCUACCAAAGGAUGCAUGACUAAUUACCACAUUUUCUACUCAGUGAAACCAAAUACCAAGCUGUGAUGAUUUAUGUUCAAUUCUAGAAUAGCAAGUUUACCCAAUGCUUGAUUCAUGCCUUAGAUACCUUUGAUCAUAGUAUGGCAGGACAGCACUUUCUUCACCCAAACAAAGUCUUUCAUUCACACGCCCAAGUACUUCCAGGGACAUGCCAUUUGCAAGACAAGCUACAAUAUUUUAGCAUUAUUUUUUACAUGCAUUCAAUACUAUGUCCAACCAUGCCAUAACAAUCAUGUCAAUUGUCCUGUUAUUUAUUUAUUUUUCCACAAUUUCUAUAAAUAGUUUGUGAAGAGUGAUUGGGUGUGCAUGUCUAAUUUGACCUGUCUGUGCACUUUAGACUGCAGCAUGCAUCAUGCUUGUUCCACAUCAGGUGAUGGGUUACAGGGGAGUCAAAUUUCAGUUUUUUGUCUUUUAAAAACUCAUGAUAGUCCCAAACACCAUUUUUCUUUCGGACUCUGUCCAUUAGUGAAUUGUACAGUAUGUAAGUGUUUGAAUGCAUUUAUUUUAAUUUAGUUAGUAAUCUGGCUGCACAUGUUAAAAUUGUUUCAUUCUUGUAAAGUAAAUUUCUAUGUGAUGUGAACAGAUUUUGCUCCUGGAAGGUGAUUUAUUCAAAUGUAUACGCUGUAAAAUGUAAAUGCAUGUGUAUCUACAUCUGAAAAGAUAAUAUUAAUUAAAUAUUGUAUUUUAUCUUUUGCUUUCACCUUUAUGCUUUUAGCAUGUCUCCUCUGAAGCAAAUUUUGAUAAGCUUUUGGCUCAGGUUUUUGGAUUUGCAGUGUCGUGUAGCUCUUUUUCUGCAGUAAAUACCCCAUAGUAGUUUUUGUGUGCAAGACAGAAUAGAUUCACCACUGAAAUUUUAAAAAAUAAGCGAUUAAAUAAAAGUUCUAAUAGAUCAUUUAAAUUAAUCAUUGCUUUUUGAAUUUUCAACAUUUGCCGGUAUUUAUAACUUUAUUUCCAGUAUCUGAUAUAUUUAUUUUGAAGUUGUACAUUUUUGCUUCUUUCUGAGCAGCCACUAUUCUUGGUGUCAUGUUAUGGAAAGUAUUGUGUUCAGUCUUUUAACUCCAAUUUUCUUGUACUCUGUGUUUGACAUUCUAAACAACCACACCAACCAUUUCAACAGAAGUAAGCAUUGGUCAUUCAUCUACAGCCUAGUUUAAACACUUCAAUGCAAAUCAUUGUGACAACUUUUUUCAUGCUUUUUUUUUUUUUCUUCAGUAUUUUACUUUGUGAAAAAAAAAACAUACUGGUGUGAAUGAAUAAUCUUGUAAAGUAAUUCAAUUAACAGUUUUUCAUAAUUGAUAAUUUAGAGAAAAAUUACAUGUGUUCAUUAUUAGUUUUAAGUGUGGGCAGUUGUGUUUCUUGGUAAAUUUUGUCUGAUUUUGGUAUUUCUCUCAUCAUAAAUGUUUAUACCAUAAUAGAAAGUAUCUAUUUUGAGUCCAAUUAGUUUUAUUUCCUCUUUAGUUUGAUAAGCAACUCAAAAAUCUGAGAAAGGGAUUAUCUUGAUUUAUAUCACUGCUUGCAGACAGUACAUGUUAGCUACUGAUACUUAUAGCACAUCCUAUUUAAGUUUUUUAAUAGAAUAUUUAAUCCCAGCUGAAAUAGUUGAUGCAUGUCUAGAAUUUUAAAAAUUUUGACACUCUUCCCUUAGCUUGUCAAACAGUGACUUAACUAAUCUGUCCUUUUAAUGUUAGAACUCAUCAAUUCUUAAUCCCUGAGUAUCCUUUCAACAUGCACACAUAUGAUUAAAUAAAUAUACUUUCAUUUCCUCAGGGAUAAUCUUUUUAACUGUCAAAUAUGCAUAGGGCUAUCUGCAUUUUAUUCCUAUAGUCAAUGAUUUUUCAGUGUUUACCUUUUUUUCACUCAGUAUGCUGUCUGACAUUUUAUAAUUCAUUUUUGUAUGUAGUACUGAUAAUUCUUUUAACCGCUUUGUCUGUUAUGUAAAUAAGAUGUGAGUUUGUCUGACUUUAAGGUUAAAAUACCUAGACACCGUAUAGUUUUAUAUUGGCCAAAAUUUUAAAACCUAUUUCUGCUUUUGUCAUUAGCUGUUAAAAUUUUUACCAACCAAAAGAAAGUUUUAACCUGUAUCAGACAAUGUACAUUUGCCUCCAAUAUUUCUUGCUCAUUUCUGUACAUACUUUUUGUCUUGUGUCCAAGUGUUGCCUAGUUCAUCACAGCUAUUUGUAUUGCAAACUAUUUAUUGAGCUUUGUAACUAUGGGAGAUUACAUUGUACCUUGUGUCUAUUAGAAAUUUAAAUAUUCUGUAUGAAAGAAACUAGACAACUCUGCUAAAAUGUAUGUCUGUUAACGGGUGUUGACAUACAAAUCUUUGACGAUUUAUCUUCAGUUAGUGUUUGUUUAAGGAGUAUUAUGUUGUCUCUUGUGAUAAAAUAUUGCCCAAACUUUUAAGACUGUAAAUGGCAGGCUAAAAGUUAGCCAUAUAAUAUGCUAAGUUGGGCUCAUUUUGUUAAACUACCCAGUGGUUUACUAGAUCACUGGCCACUCUGAAGCUUUGUAGUGUCAGUGAGAUUAAGCCUGUAAACACCUGAUGAGCUAUAUAGUCUGUUUUAGGUCUCUCUGUUUUAGUAAUGUUUUGUUGUGUACAUUUAAAUUUUGUUGUAGGUUUCUUGUUUUAGUAGUGUUUUGUAGUAUAUGUCCUUUGGUGAAUUGUGCAUUUUUGUUUUUAAAACUUGGCUAUGUUUUUUUUUGUUGCAUUUUUAAUGAAAUAAAUUGUUUUAACCCAUCUCAUGGACAUACACUAUACACAAGCCAAAUAAAACUAAACAGUCAUA